AUGAGCGGACCAUACGAACAACAAGGACUUAGUCAAGCUCCCGGUUACUAUCCUGGACAAGUUGCUGGUCAAACACCUACUUUCUAUCCUGGACAAGUUGCUGGUCAGGCACCCGGUUACUUUCCUGGGCAAGUUGCUGGUCAGGCACCCGGUUACUAUCCUGGGCAAGCUGCCGUUCCAAAUAUAGCUCAACAGACUGCUUUUGGAGCCACAGAUGUUUCUCAUGGUGAACAUGCAAAAAAAAGUGGUUCAUCAUCAUCAAGUGGUUCGUAUGUUGCUGAAAAUAAAGGCCAUAUUAGUUACGGUGGCGCUGGAGUAGCUCCUGUAGGACCUCCUGGAGUAACUGCAACAACCUAUCAUGGAGGAUAUGUUGGUGGUGGAUCGUAUGAAACAGCUUAUGGUGGUGCACGACGUCACGGACGCUAUCGACGACAAGUUAUUCAAUUGCCUGAUCCAAUUCAUGGAUCUGUACGACAAGUGCGACAUCGUUUACUAACCCCAGAACCUGACACACUUGAACGAGUUUAUAUUCAACGUACAGGUCCUGAAAUUAUAGAAGAAAUUACAGAAGUUCCAACAACACCACCACCUCGCAUACAAGAACGAACUGUUGUUGAACCAGCUGGACCACCUCAAGUAGUUAGAAAAGUUAUUCGUGUACCACCACGAAGCGGUGGUUAUACUUCAUAUCCCCAAUAUGAAGGUGCUAGUUUUUACACUGGAGGUCAGGGUAUCAGCAAUCUCGCGAGCUCAGGAAGUUUUGCUAAUUUACAACCUAGUUUUGGUGGCUUUAGCAAUUUUGGUAAUUUUGGUGGACUCUCAUUAGGUGGUGGAUUUGCUGGAGGAGCUACCAAUUUUGGUGGUUUUGGAUCUCUUGGUGGUUUUGGUUCAUUUGGUUCAGGUUUUCAACAUCAAAACUUUGGUCUUGGUGGUUUUCAAUCUCAAGGAUUAUUACCAACGGCUGGAUUUCCUGGUGCUAACUGCUUUUUUAUUUAA
Rotaria sp. Silwood1 is the source of this 996-nucleotide messenger RNA. NCBI's taxonomy places the organism in Eukaryota, Metazoa, Rotifera, Eurotatoria, Philodinida, Philodinidae. The record is from the annotation of a GenBank genome assembly.